GAGUUGAUGAAUACGACAUGAUUGUUGGAGCUUACUUUCAAAGGGGUAACCACUGGAAUCUCCUGGUUAUUGAGCCGAAAAAGAAAGUACUGUACUUUUAUAACUCUUUGGGAGAAACAGCCUUCCAACAAAGACACAUGUUACAAAACUGGAAAAACUUUCUCGGACGAACCUUGAAUGACAACAAAAACUGGAGGCUGGAAGUUCCAGUUCAUUCAAAACAGACUGAUGGUUUCAACUGUGGCAUUUACAUAGUGAUGUUCGCAGAAGACCAUAUUUUGGGGUUGCCAUGUAUCUUUGAAAAGAAGGACGUGCUCAACAAAAGAAAAGAGAUUGCAGCCACUCUUCUUUUAUAUGAAGGUAUCGAUACAUUUGAAUGUUACAAGUGA
Molecule: messenger RNA, 389 nt
Organism: Dreissena polymorpha
Lineage: Eukaryota; Metazoa; Mollusca; Bivalvia; Myida; Dreissenidae
Exons: 4
Coding region: 18-389 (123 amino acids)
Biological process (GO): proteolysis
Molecular function (GO): cysteine-type peptidase activity
Source: RefSeq, a predicted model, not a curated record